Molecule: messenger RNA, 552 nt
Organism: Paramecium tetraurelia
Lineage: Eukaryota; Ciliophora; Oligohymenophorea; Peniculida; Parameciidae
Exons: 3
Source: RefSeq, a predicted model, not a curated record
AUGUCCAAUAAUUAAACUUUCAAAGAUUUUCCAAAUUAAAGCCAUAUUGAAUUGAAAUUUAAUACUAAAGACCAACAUGGACUUGAAAGAGAAGAAGCCUUACAAAAGUAUCGAAGAAAUAUUAAUUUACUUACUAAAAUAUUUGCAUAUGAUGUAGAUCAACCGGAACAGGAGAAAUAACAUGAAAUUUGUUAAUCAGAAAAACAAAACGGAUAAUUUCAAAUAAAGCCCCAUCUUUUGGAGAGUAUGAGAUAAUCUCUGGUUCAAUUAUAAAACAGACACAAAGAAACAAUAGAAUAAUUUAAAAAAAGAAACGAGUUGUUUAAAUAGCGAAUCAAUGAGGAUACUAAGAUAAAUAAUUAAGAAGAAUUUUAAUAAUUUAUAAAUGAACUACAAUCAGAAGAUUUACUCUGUGAAUCCCACCCAUUUCUUGAUAAAAAAUCUUCAUUUUAUAUGCAAACUAAUCUUUAAUAGCCUAUUUAAAUAAGUUAAGAGUAAUGUUUGGAGUUAAAAGAAUAAUUAAAAGAUGAUUAAUGCAUUUUAUUAAGUUGA